Pimephales promelas (fathead minnow) is the source of this 1519-nucleotide messenger RNA. It is a transcript of the gene ccdc126, whose product is annotated as coiled-coil domain containing 126. Gene Ontology annotation, cellular component: membrane. The record is from RefSeq and is a predicted model, not a curated record. NCBI's taxonomy places the organism in Eukaryota, Metazoa, Chordata, Actinopteri, Cypriniformes, Leuciscidae.
GUGCGUAACAUGACGUCGUACGCAAUAGGUCGUAUUGUCACCGCAGGAAAAUACUCAACAUUUUGCAAUACUGUUCCUAGUUUCUCCACAUCGAGCGGCUCUGAACGAUGAGCUGGCAUUUAUUUUAAGCCGUUUUAUCUGUAAAACAAUUCGCUUCUUAGGCUACUUUAUACAGAGACGCUUGCUUUUAAGUUUUGCUGCAGUUUGAAUAACGUUAAUGUAUGGCUGCAAUGCAUGCAAACGUGCUAAGAAGAUGUCAACAAUUUGGAGUCAGCGAAUCUGUCAUCUUGACUAAAGUAUUUAAGAUAUUCCUUGCACCUAACCCCCAUUGAUAAAAUCCUCCCCAAAAAAAGGAUAAACAAAUGUAUGAGAUCAGUGACCUUAUUACCCGAUCUUGUCCCCAGCCCUGAACUUGACAGCCUCUUUUAAACCUGUCCCCACCCCAUCCCCUUAACUGGGGUCACAUCAUCAGACCCGCAGCAUUGCCAUGCUGUGCUGUCUGCUGCGUAGGAGCAUGUCUCAUAAACUUAGUAUGGUACUGGUGCUCUUCGGGCUGGCCUGGUGUUUGCUGCUGUUUCACUACACCGUCACACAACCACGCCGGCAGAGCAGCGCAGAGCUCCGCCAACAGAUCCUUGAGCUCAGCCAUCGCUACGUCAAAGUCCUUAGCGAGGAGAACCAGAAUCCUUCAGCGCCCCAUGGCACCUCCAUGGCAGGAUAUACUGACUUGAAGAAGACAAUUGCUGUGCUCUUAGAUGAUAUCCUCAACCGUUUGGUGAAGCUGGAGGGGAAAGUGGAUGCUGCUGUGAACGCUUCCGUGCACAACAUCUCCCAUCCUGCUGCUGGAGCCGGGACUCUCCUUUCUGCCAAAGUUGCUGUUUCAAAGUUGCCCACCAAGCCAAAUAUGCCUGCCCAUCGGCCAGACAGACGUAGUAACCCUCUGCAGUUCCUGCCACAAUCACCUGACAGGCCACAUAAUCCAAACUCUUUAAAAUAGAAAACUGUGGCUAUGGACAUCAUCUGUGUCAUUACAGCAAAGACUGUACAGAGAUAAAUAUAAAUAGAUAUUUUUUUUAGACUAAAGCAGCUUUUAGACAUUUUUUUUAGUUGUCCACAUGAGCUUCAGCUUAAUUGUUUUGUCUUUUAUUAAUGGAUAAGAAAUAUAUUUUAUAACUUAUUUGCAAUACGAAAUAUAAGACCUGAGAGAGUGAUAGGAUGAGAUUAUUAUAGUUUUUUUGACAGAAAACUGAGUUUUGAUGUACAGAUGAGUGUUUCAUAAUGUAUCUGCAAAAGACUCCAUGUACAGCAUCAUAUCCUUGCUACUGUUGGCGCCUUUUAAUCAUUAGGAUUACAUGCGUUUCUACGCAUUAAUUGAACUGUGGAUCCAAAGAAUAUUCUCUGAAUAGUUGAUUGAUGUCUCGGUGGGAUUUACCUCAAAACUGAAUUUAGCAUUAAGCUUUCAGAAGCUGUACACCAGGUACUACAAUUCAAUCCAUGCAAUAAAAGAUGUACCAGACUU